AUGUCGGACGGAAGUAGAAAAUAUUACGCAUGUGCAGUGGUAUCCCAGCCAAACGGCCCUGACAUUGAAAGCUACCAGGUAGGGUUUAAAUUAGUCGGCGGUCUGGCAUUUGAUUCCUCACCUUGGUACCUUGCCGAACCAUUUGAAAUGAAUGCCUUGUCAAUUUUUGAUCAAAUCAUUUGCCCUUUUUCUUGCAAGUUUCGUUGCUGUUGUUGCCGUCGCUGUCGCAGAAUUAGGCAGAAAUCGGUAGACAGGUCUAAACCGAUUGCUCUUAAGAAGUUACAUCUAAAUGAAAAUCUUUCCAACAAAAACAUCAACAAUCGAAAUAUUAACGACCCGUUUCUUACGGAACCUCUGACGUCAGCCGUAGACAUCAAUUACGUCACAACAUUCGGAUCGGUUUCCGGUUCGUUCUGCAUUAACCGACGGGUCUUCAUUCCGAGAGACGAGGCGCACGUGACGUGUUGUGUCGACAAUCAUUCAUCACGUGAUCUCGUGUGUAGCAUCAGCUUGCAUCAGGUGAUAUCAUUUCGGGCGGACCACUGCGAAGGAGGCAGCGAAGAGGACAGCAGCAGGAAGGUUCUAUUCAUGAAACGACACAUGCAAUUACAACGGCAACCUAUCAAGGAGGUCACGAAGAUCACUGACAACAACCUUAUUCAAACAUCCAACCUUUCAGUUCAGGCAGGUGAUUCCACUAGUUUCGGUUUCCGAUUCCAAGUUCCUACCAAUUUAACUUACAGCGAUGCAAGUUCAUUCAAUUGUGAUGACGGUUCAAAAAAAUCGAGCGAAAGCAGCAGCCAAGCACUCCUCAACGCGAGCAAUGACGUAGUUGACGUCAUCGUCAUCAGAUACUUUUGCAUGCUUCAGAUAUUACCAACGAAGGAAAAGACAAAGGCAAAAGAGAAGUAUUUGGCACCAAUCGAAGUUUGGAUGGCGAGACGUUGAACUCACGAUACAAAACACGCCCAGAUUUUUUUUAUACUGCGUGUCUCGUCCAAUCUCAUUGUCAAAGCAAACCUCACUUUCAACUGCGCUCAAAAUUUUGGGAGCUUGACGACUUGAAACAAAACAUGCAUGCGAUCGAAACCUUAACGAAGCAUACAGAAAUAACGACAAUAAUUGUAAGACUUGCGCACAAAAACUCGUUUGUAUAAUUUUAACUGUUUCUACUCAAUAAAUUAAAAAUGAA
Helobdella robusta is the source of this 1192-nucleotide messenger RNA. RefSeq lists its product as hypothetical. The transcript has 6 exons. Lineage: Eukaryota; Metazoa; Annelida; Clitellata; Rhynchobdellida; Glossiphoniidae. The coding region runs from base 1 to 948 and encodes 315 amino acids. The record is from RefSeq and is a predicted model, not a curated record.